This is a messenger RNA of Mycotypha africana, 715 nucleotides long. Its product is annotated as NifU-like N terminal domain-containing protein. The record is from RefSeq and is a predicted model, not a curated record. Gene Ontology annotation, molecular function: 2 iron, 2 sulfur cluster binding; ferrous iron binding. Bases 60 to 533 code for a protein of 157 amino acids. The transcript is spliced from 3 exons. Gene Ontology annotation, cellular component: mitochondrial matrix; cytoplasm. Gene Ontology annotation, biological process: iron-sulfur cluster assembly; intracellular iron ion homeostasis. Lineage: Eukaryota; Fungi; Mucoromycota; Mucoromycetes; Mucorales; Mycotyphaceae.
AUUUUUUUCUUUUCUUUCGUACAUUUUUUUAAUUUUUCAAAAGCUUUUCUUGAAAUAUCAUGAUGAUGCGUAACAUCGUUUUAAAUACUGUCGGCAAAUCUGUCAGAAGGCCUUUGCUAACUUCUACAACUAUAAAGAGAAACUAUCAUGAAAAGGUUAUUGAUCACUACGAACGACCGCGCAAUGUUGGUUCCAUGGAUAAAAAAGAUAAAAACGUUGGAACAGGUAUCGUGGGUGCGCCCGCUUGUGGUGAUGUUAUGAAGUUACAAAUCAAGGUUGACGAUGUCACUGGUAAAAUUGUUGAUGUCAAGUUCAAGACAUUCGGUUGCGGCUCUGCUAUUGCUUCCUCUAGUCUGUUGACAGAACGUGUGCGAGGCAUGACUUUAGAUCAAGCCAACUCCAUUAAGAACACAGAAAUUGCUAAAGAGUUAUGUUUACCACCUGUCAAGCUGCAUUGUUCCAUGCUUGCUGAGGAUGCUAUCAAGUCUGCUAUUAAAGACUACAUGUCAAAGCGUCCAAAGAAAUCCGCUUAAGUUUAAGUAAACAUUUGUCAAAGAAAAUAAUAACCAAUACAUAUUUAUUCCCUUUUGAACCAAAAAUCUGAUAAUGCAUGUACAUUAGUUCAUUCAGAAUUGAGCAAUCAAAAGUGGAUAAUUAAGUCAUCGUUCUCCAUGUAGUUUAUCAGUCCCCGUACUUAUACAUAAUUUUUGAAAAU